UCUGAACUGUUCAACCUCUCAAUGCACCUUAAUUUCCCUUCUCUUUUAUCUCAUCUGAAAUGCCAGAAAUGUAAAGAUCUUCAUACAUGAUUUUUUUAAAAAACUCUUAGCCCUGAAUUCCAAUUAUCUAGUUUUGAAAGGAGACGGCAGACUUAACAAAUACACAGUUUUUGAUUUGCAUGAUCCGGCUGUCUGCUGAAUGUGAUUUUUACCUGUACAAUCCAUAAUGACAGACGACACCACAAGAAGCAGUGUCUCUAGUGUUAGUUGUGGCUAACUGGGUAGCACUAUUCCUCUGAGUCAGAAAUUAGUUCAAGUCUUAUUCGAGAUUUAAGUGUAUAACCUUGGCUGACACUCGAGUACGGUAUUGAAGGAGUGCUGUCCUGUUCGUUGGAUGAGAUGUAACGCUGAAUCUCUCAAAAAAAAAUCUGCACCUUGUUGAUGAAUGCAGGAGCCGUGCUGAACUUCAAACUAAAGAGAAGAGAGCUGCAGGGUUUUGGAGAUGAUGGACGUGAAACGACAGCGGGUGAUAACAUCAAAGAUUUCUUGCUGAGUCUGCGCUACUUUCGGAUCUUCAUUGCCUUGUGGAAUAUCUUCAUGAUGUUCUGUAUGAUUGUAUUAUUUGGAUCUUGAAGCUUACCAAUGCAGCGAAAGUGAUGCAAUUCAGGACAGCCCCCGGACUUGAAUUUGUAGCAGGCUCUUUACCUUUCCCCUAUAAUUUUUACAUUUGUUCAGUCUUGAGGGUCAAGCAUGUAUUUCCAGAUUUACAAUUGUACCUAUUCAAAAGUCUGUGUUCUGUAACAGCAGCUAUCUGGUGUAGCCAUCCCAAAAUUUUCACCUCUGUUGAUAAAUCAUGUGGUUAGAAAGUUUUCCACACACUUUCACACUGCACAAUGGAAAGACUUGGUUGUUGAUAUUUAUCUACGUAGUUCUAUUGCAAUGUAUCCCAGUUAAAUACUAAUCCAGAUCUAGAAAGUCAGGCAUGCUGUGGAAUUCUGCCAGAUGCAAACACUUGGUGAAUAUUUAAGUUAUGUUGUGCACGUAAACAGGUUGUUGCUAUCUUGGCAAGUUAAUUUUGCUUUUGGAAAAUAAUUUUUAAACGGACAAUUGCGUUGGUAUUUAAAGAAGAAUACUUGCUUUCAUACAAAUGAUAGUUCAAACUGUAAGUACGUCCUUUGCAAUCACACAGGAACUGUACAAUACACAAUCUGCAAGUUUGAAAAGCAAUGUGCUGCUAUUGUCACACUGGUCCUGACUGGCACAGAAAUAAGAGCUAAUUAACCCAUAGUGUCUUGUCGACAUCAGAGAUGAUGAGGUUUUAUUUGUGUUGAAGUCACUACCAAUCCGUAGCUCUCUCACAGUGCACCCUCUUUCAGUGAUAUUUUUAAUAUGAAUUUUAGCUUUUUUUUCUCCCAGAUAACAACAGGAUGUGUGCAGUUGGAGAGUAAACACACUAAAAGUGAUUUUUGAAACUGCACCACAAAAAAUUCUUUUGGAAUUUUCCAGUAGAAAUUUAUUUAAAUUUAUCCUGAUGUUACGUCUCCAGCCAUUAAUCUGCUUCCACAUACAUAAAAUAAUUGUUUGACUUUCCUUUGUAUGAGUGAGUUAGUAGCUGAGGUGCAGUAGUAUCCUAAUUCUCCUUACAGCUUUAAACUUGUAGUCAUAUUUGUGUUCUUUGCAUGCAGAUUUUUAACCAUCAUUUAACCAGCACCAAGUCUGUGAAAUAAACACUUUAAUGAGCUGUAGUAUGUCACCAAAAAGAGUUAAUCACUUGCUGUUCCCUACAAUAAAUCAGUGACGAUAGUGAUAAUAUUCAUUGCCUGUGCCUCAAUAUUUAGAUUCAGCCACCCUGACCCAACAUCUUAUGCCGCUGUAUUCAGGAUUAGUGCUUUUUGAUUGCGUUAAAAAUGGAAAGCUUUCAAAAUGUAACCAAAUCCUUUGGUUGACCAUUGAUCUGUGCUGCAAGGAUGUAUUAGAAAUUCUAUCUAUAAUUUAUGCAUUGAUCAUUCUCAAAGCAAUAAUCUACAUCCACUUCAUGCUUGAAAACUAAAAGGAGUAACACUCCUCUAUUGACAGGACAAUGGGGACCUGUAGCGUCUGAAGAUGACAUAUUGGAUAUACCAUGCUCUGUUAGGUGAAUGGAAAAAUCAAUUACAGAAAUAGCCUCCCACAGAUGAAGUGAGAGAGAACACAUUUUGACUUUAGCACAAGAAUUGUUACUCUGCCCUCAUGUCAUAACGUGAAUAAAGUGAAAUGCUAUAAAUUGGGGUUGGUGUAGCAAGGUACAUGCUUACAAAUCCUGCUUUGCCACUGACGUUUGCACCAGUCUCCAUAAACAUUACCAUUCGCACCAUUAAAAUGAAACUAAACUCAAAGCUGUAAACUUUUACAGUGAGCACAUUCUGUAAAAUGAAAACCUGUCAAUUGAUUUCAAAUCCCUUGAAUUCCCAGAAAGCUAUUGAAAUGAACUUUUACUAUGUAUAACUCUGUUAUCCAUUUGCCUGCAGGUAUUUUAAAUCUAAGAAUGAGAUUGGAGAUUUGGUCAUAUGGAGCAUUGUAUAUCUGAUACAUCAUGUGUAGAUACCAUUACGGUGUACCAAAGCCAUCGUAUCUGGUAUGUGAUCACAAAAACUAAAUACAUCAAAACUGGAUUCUGAGAGUGAAAUGUAUUUUUUUUUAACCAUAUUUGUGUACUGUAUCUGAAUGGAUGCAGUGAACACUUUAUUGCUUAUUUAUAUUUAAAGUAUUUGUGACCUGCUUCCAUUUCAAGUUCUUGACCAUGUAGAUCAUCACAUUUCAAUGGACCAAGAAGGGGAAUAAAACAGGGUAUUUGAAAUACA
Rhincodon typus (whale shark) is the source of this 2840-nucleotide messenger RNA. RefSeq names its product small integral membrane protein 7 (gene smim7). The record is from RefSeq and is a predicted model, not a curated record. Lineage: Eukaryota; Metazoa; Chordata; Chondrichthyes; Orectolobiformes; Rhincodontidae. Bases 442 to 633 code for a protein of 63 amino acids. The transcript has 5 exons.